Drosophila kikkawai is the source of this 1081-nucleotide messenger RNA. RefSeq names its product transmembrane protein 177. The record is from RefSeq and is a predicted model, not a curated record. Gene Ontology annotation, cellular component: membrane. Lineage: Eukaryota; Metazoa; Arthropoda; Insecta; Diptera; Drosophilidae.
UCCCACUGGCUGCGAUUACAAAACAACGGAACGGCAUGCAGAUGAAACCAAAAGCCGGCGGGGGAUUAUUCUCCUUUUUCAAGACUGAAAGAGGACGCAGGCUGGUCUUCUACGCGGCGGGAUCCACCACGGUUGGUCUGUUUGUGGGCAACUUCCUGCCGCACACCCUUGGCCUGAAGUAUUACCGGGACUUUGUGCAAUGCUACCAGCACGGCAUAGAGCGUCCUGUUCCGGAUGCCGUGAAGCAGCGCCUGGAGAAGGCCCUGGAUCAGCUGGGCCUGUCCGACUUUGAGCGAAAGUUCGUCAAGCCCUUUACUGUGUUUGGCUUUGAUCUGUUCCAAGCGGGCACCACAAAGCUUCGCUUUGGCGGCGCUUUAGGUAUACCCGUGAACUACGGCUAUGCCAGCAAGGAGGAGAUAAAGCGGGCAGAUAUCCGCUUCAGAGAUCAGCAGAUCAAUUGGAGCUCUCCCAGCGGCAAGCUCCUGGAGGAGGCCAUAGUCCUAAACGAGGACGAGCAGGUGUUUGGCCUGAGCAAGGCUGUCCUGCAGCUGCAGACCCACCGAGUGCUCCUCAACUCGAUAUUUCCAAGCGUGAGCUUCCUAAUGGUCUACACCAUGGGUCACUACCUGAACCUGCGGCUGAAUCUAUUUGCCCGCCACGGAAGCGUUCGCUUCGUUUUGUACAGCAUUCUUGGUCUUUUCGGCACGGGCAUCUGGUGCUUUAUGAAGGACUUCAAUCAGGUGGCCACAGAUGCGGAGAUUGACAAGAAACUGGCCGCCAUGGGCCCCCAGUUUGUGGCCGCCGGAGCCAGCUACUACGAUAAGCAUUUAAAGAAGAACAUUGCUCUAAGAGAUCUCAUUGGCGACGACACCUACACCGCCUUGGGGAAUGAGAACUACAUGCUGCGCCAGAAAUCCAUGCCGCUGACAGCUCGCAAAUCCUUCUUCCUGGAAAGGCUGGAGGAGCUGAAGAAGGCACAGACACCGGAGACUCAAUAAAACAUUUUAAUUGUUAAGUUUUUAUUGCCGUUAGAAGGUGACGGAAAAGGAGUUUACAAAUAUCAUGAUGAUUGUUUAGCCUA